GCGUUGUUGUGUCACGGUUGGCGUUCCAGUUUAACUUCGUCCGCCACACGGUGUGCAACUCCGUGUUCCUCCUCCACAUUUGGACGACCAUCCGCAUUUGUCACUUGUGCCAAUUGCGAGGUAUCGAUCGAGAUAUCGUAAGUGAAGAAGAUUUUCUCUUUCUAUCUCUUUCCCGUUCGUGUAACUCGGUUUGACGAGGUUUGACGAGGUUUGAGACGGAUUAAAGUAAAAUUAUCGACGAGGAAUCGACUUGGAAAGGAGGAAAGUUGAAGGUUGACAAGUGUUUGCAUGUGCGGAUUGGAAGAGAUUUUUUUGAAUGAUCCACGUGGAUGGUGAGGAAUCAAUUUGUUGAGGAAGGUUCAAUGCGCUUGAUGAGACGAGAUUAAGAUCAAAAGGUGGGAAAAAUUGAUCGUGGACAAAGAUCUGAAAUCUUUCAAACUGGGUGACGGAAGAGGAAAACAUCGUAGAGUCAGAAUGGCAGACGAGAGUCAGCAGGAGAGUCAACCUGCGCGUAAGGAGCGGAAAAUUAUGAAUUACUUGCCAUUUUCGCUAAAAAUUUUGGAAAUCAUACUAGCUGUGUUCUCGAUUGGAUUAAUCGUGGAUCCAUUGAAUUCGUUUCAAAAACUUUCGCUCAGAUUACAAUUCAAGCUUGACGAUGCUGCGAUAAUUUACAUCACUAUCGCUGGUUACAUCAUAAUCAACACGCUCUUCAUCAUUUGCCAAAUAUUGGGCGAUCGAAUACCGAAAAGAACGUUAGUAAUAUUUUCCUCGGUUGGGGCGCUCCUCCACAUCGUCGCUGGGAGCGUAAUUGUUUAUAAUUGGAGGAAGAUUAUCGGCCCUUAUUACAACAACAAUGAAUUCUAUCCGAGCAAGCAGUACAUGGACAUGUUCAUAUCUGGGGCCGUGUUCACAUUUGCAAACGCUGUUGUUUUUAUUCUAGAAGUUUUCUUCAUCAUCAAGUUCUCGUCGAAAGGCACAGAGUGAAAAUUUUGAAAUGACGUGGAAGAGGAAAAUAUUUUUGCAAAGAUUAUAUACUUAAUGAAUAAGUUAUUAAUAAUUCAGAAAGAUAUGAAUAUUUAAUAUUAUGUAAAAUUUUUCGAGAAG
Messenger RNA from Apis laboriosa (Himalayan honeybee), 1104 nucleotides. RefSeq lists its product as uncharacterized. Gene Ontology annotation, biological process: septate junction assembly. Bases 475 to 984 code for a protein of 169 amino acids. The transcript is spliced from 4 exons. Lineage: Eukaryota; Metazoa; Arthropoda; Insecta; Hymenoptera; Apidae. The record is from RefSeq and is a predicted model, not a curated record.